UGGGCCUUAUUAUUAUAACAAAUUGGGUUUUCUUAUUACGGCCCAUUAAUUGAAACGACUAUUAAGCGUUGCCCUAUUUGCUUGCAAUCCCCGCCGGAACGAAUUAGCAACUAGCAGCAGCAAUGGCGGACGUUGUUCAGUACCGCCUCGAGCGGAUGGUCGACGAGCUUGAUGACCUAGAACGCAGAGGAAUCUUCACUCGUGUAGAGAUUGCAGAGAUCGUUAAGCAGCGCCGUAAGUUCGAGUACCGGCUUAAGCGUCCGAGCCCUCUGAAAGAGGAUUUUUUGGCCUACAUUGACUACGAGUCUAACCUUGAUGAGCUCCGAAACCUGCGGAAGAAGGCGGCGUCGCAUCAGGCUGAUAAGAAGAAGAAGAAGUCGGAUUCUGAUUUCGCCGGCGUACGCAAGAUUGUGGAGGUGUAUAGGCUUGCGACAAGGAGGUAUAAAGGGGAUCUCAAUCUAUGGUUUAAGUAUCUCGAAUUCUGCAAACACAAGUGUAAUCGCAGAAUGAAAGAGGUCUUGGCUCAAGUUAUAAGACUUCACUCUAAAGAAGCUCGAGUGUGGAUAUAUGCUGCGGUGUGGGAGUUUGAUCGAAACUUGAAUGUUGCCUCAGCUCGUGCUCUGAUGCAGAGAGGCUUGAGAGUGUGUUCAAGCUCUCUAGACUUGUGGGUGGAGUAUCUGCGGAUGGAACUCACUUACCUUAACAAGCUGAAAGCUCGUAGAGUUGCCCUUGGUGAAGAGAAAGGAAGUUUGGUGCGUGACGAUAAAACCGUCGAGGAUGAGAAGUGGAAAGACGAAAACAAAGAGCUGUUUAUGUCGCUGGAUGAGGGAGGAGAAGACGACGGCUCUGAUGUUGAGGAUGCGAGUGAGAAAGUUGAUGUCUUUCGGGAAAAGGGAUCUAAUGUGCUUCAGGCCAUUUAUAGUGGAGCCAUCGAGGCUCUUCCAUCUAGUUUCGACUUGAGGAAGCGUUUCUUGGAGAUUCUAGAGGCAACAGAUUUGGCCCACUCAGAUGAAAUCCGCGAUACUAUUCUAAGUGACCUGAAGCGUGAUUUUUCCAAGGACCCUGAAUACUGGAAUUGGCUUGCAAGACAUGAAAUGAGUGGUUGUAUCAGCAAAGAGACGGGCUUAAAGUUUGCGAGUCCUCAAGUGCAAAAGGCCAUUCAGGUUUUUGAAGAGGGCGUACAAACUGUUACCACAAGCGCUAUGUUUGAGAUGUAUAUAAAGUUUUUGAUGGAAGCUACUGAACGGUCUAAUGGCGACGAUGGUGAAGUUUCCCCUUCCUCUGAAGACUGCAUUUCACAUCUCCUAAAUGUGUUCCAAAUGGCUGAUGAAACCGAGUGUUUGACCGAGGAGCUUGCUAAUGAAUACGUUUCUCUGUACCUGAAACUGGGAAAAACCCAUGAAGCUCAGAUGGUAGCAGAAAAACUUUGCUCUGGAAAGUUUGCGGGAUCAGCUAAGUUAUGGCUUUCAAGAGUUUCCAUUGAAACAAGCUCACUCUCUACUCCUAGUAAAGCAGAUUUGAAGUCCGUCUUUGAGCUCCUUUCAAAUGCAGUGGCGAAAGUACCGAUCUCAGAAUCUGAGAGCUUGUGGCUUACGGCUUUUAAGUUCUUUGCUCACCAGAAGAAUUAUUUGAACAAGCUUGUAGAGUUGUCCAUCCUAACGGUAGCCAAAGGUAAUAAUGGGAGCGACCAUGCGUUUUCUCUCGCUUCCGCAGUGGUAAAACUUGUUCUUGAAAGAGAAGGGAGCCGUAGUGCAAGGGAGAUAUACAAGAGGUUCUUGGCUCUUCCCCGUCCGGGUCUUGCACUAUACAAAGACUGCAUUGAGAUAGAGACCAACCUUGCGUCACUAGGUGAUAAAGAUGGUCUCAGAAAUGCCAGAAAGCUUUACGAUUCUGCUGUUACAAGUUACAGUCAAGACGUGGACUUGUGGAAGGCUUACUACUCGUUGGAGACAAAGAUGGGAACGUCAGAGACGUCCAAUGGUGUGUAUUGGCGCGCGAGAAAGACAAUGAAGGAAUCUGCGGAUUUCAUAGUUGGAUCUGAUUGAAUGUAGUUUUGAUAUUAGAGGAAACACAAAUGUUGGUUUUGUGUUAUUUGAUCCAUAAGAAAUGAAUAUUGGUUUUCAAAAGGGUCAAUCAAUUGAUUCAACACAAUUAUUGAUACAAAACAGCCUCAAAGGCCUCUGGUUUAACCUUUUUCACAUGUUACGGUUGAUAAAGACUAUAUUUAAUGGUUCAAUUAAAACUUGUUUCUCAUAUCCUCUUUAUCUCGUGACGACU
This is a messenger RNA of Thlaspi arvense, 2277 nucleotides long. Lineage: Eukaryota; Viridiplantae; Streptophyta; Magnoliopsida; Brassicales; Brassicaceae. The record is from the annotation of a GenBank genome assembly.